ACUACUUGUCAAGAAGAGUCUUGUUUUGUUUCUUGAAUGUUUGUAUUGUAUGUGAUUGAAUUUAUCUAAUUGGAAAUUGUUUCGAUAAUCCAAAUAAAACUAUCUGAGACGACUAUAUAAUUUUUUUGUGAUCUGUAUCAACGUUUGUCGUUGUUCGUUAUCGUUAUUCAUUAUGACUAACCUAAAUGUAAACGACAGCACCACCGAUAGUAGUUCAGGUUCUACUUCGGAUUCUAGUAGCAGUGGAAGUUCCUCGACAAGCUCAGGGUCAGGAUCAACUAGUUCUGAUUCUGAAUCCACAAAUUCAGAUACCCCACAAGCGGCUGCUCCUCCACCACCAAAGUCCCCAACAAAAUCCAUUGAUGAAACAAAAAAUAAAGAAGAACCUAAACAGCAGAGGCGUCCAUCUAAAACUAACAAAGUAUCCUCAUCAAGUGAUGAUGACGCUCCAAAAGUUGUAGAUCCUAAGCCUCUCCCACCAAGGAGACGUUGUUCAGCAAAGCCUAAAUCAGCAGCUACAGUUCUUGCAAAAGGAAAACCGGCUCCUCGAGCACCAGUUGGAGCAAAAACACCUAAGCCAGCACCAAAAACAAUCUCAAAGCCUAGUGCAAAAUCAGAUCAGAAAAAGAAAAGCAUAUUUUCACCUGAUAACAGUUCAGAGUCAGACUCUGAAAGUAAGUCAUCUAAAAGUCCUAAAGCUUCACCUAAACAAAAAAGGGGAUCAAGAAAAUCUAGUGAUGAAAAAGAGGCUGCAGUAACUGGAACUGAAAAUGAAGAUAACAAUAGUAAAGACAAUGUAAAACGUAGGAGCAGCAACCGCUCCAGUGGCCCUCCACCAAAAAAACCGGUAGAAGAGAAACAAAGUGCAUCAUCAUGCUCAUCCAGUCAAUCUUCAGUUGAAUCCGUUUCUUCUGAAAGUGACAGUGAACCAACCCCAAAAAAAGAACCUGCAUUAAAAACUGGCAAAACGAAACCACCUCCAAAUGCUAGUAAUAAAGAAAUGCCUAGCAAAACAGAAGAGUCAGUUACAUCUACAAUGCCUAGAAAAUUGACAAGAUCACUAUCAGCACGUGUUUCAAGGUUGGCAACUAUCUCUAGACCCACGCAUACAGACACCGAAUCAGAAGCUGAUGACAAGAAUAAUGAGAGCAAAAGUGUUAAAGAUAAUAAGAAAAAUUUGAAAGGCCGUCCACCAGUAGUACGGUCUCCGGUCACUACUCUACCUCCACCAGAACCAUCUGAAAGGUGUUGCACGGUGCGUGGGUGUGAUUCAACAGGACAUUUGGGUAAAAAACACAUUAAAGAUUACAUUCAUAUUUUUUAA
Diatraea saccharalis (sugarcane borer) is the source of this 1324-nucleotide messenger RNA. The record is from the annotation of a GenBank genome assembly. NCBI's taxonomy places the organism in Eukaryota, Metazoa, Arthropoda, Insecta, Lepidoptera, Crambidae.